Messenger RNA from Euleptes europaea (tarantolino), 1444 nucleotides. RefSeq names its product glutathione-disulfide reductase (gene GSR). The record is from RefSeq and is a predicted model, not a curated record. The coding region runs from base 1 to 1440 and encodes 479 amino acids. Gene Ontology annotation, cellular component: mitochondrion; cytosol. Lineage: Eukaryota; Metazoa; Chordata; Lepidosauria; Squamata; Sphaerodactylidae. The transcript is spliced from 13 exons. Gene Ontology annotation, biological process: glutathione metabolic process; cell redox homeostasis; cellular response to oxidative stress. Gene Ontology annotation, molecular function: glutathione-disulfide reductase (NADPH) activity; NADP binding; flavin adenine dinucleotide binding.
AUGGCCCAGCUCCGCGCGCCUGCCUCCUCCUCCUCGGCCUCGGCCUCUGCCGCCGCCGCCUUCGACUACCUGGUGCUGGGCGGCGGCUCGGGGGGCUUGGCCAGCGCCCGGCGCGCCGCGGAACUGGGGGCCCGGGCCGCCGUGGUGGAAAGAGGGCCGCUCGGGGGCACCUGCGUGAAUGUUGGAUGUGUACCUAAAAAGGUGAUGUGGAAUACAGCUGUCCACACCGAAUUCAUCCAUGACCAUGCAGAUUAUGGCUUCCAAGUAGCCAAUGUGAAAUUUAACUGGCGAGUAAUUAAAGAAAAGCGUGAUGCUUAUGUGAAGCGGCUGAAUGAGAUCUAUCAAAAUAAUUUGAACAAGGCUCAUGUAGAAACCAUUCAUGGCGAUGCGACGUUUACAUCCGAUCCCACACCCACGGUGGAGGUAGAUGGUAAAAAAUACACGGCGCCCCACAUCCUGAUAGCUACUGGUGGGCAGCCGGUGGUCCCCGAUGAGAAUGAGAUCCCUGGAGCCAGCUUGGGAAUUACCAGCGACGGGUUCUUUGAACUUGAAGAACUGCCUAGGCGCAGUCUUGUGGUUGGUGCCGGAUACAUAGCUGUGGAGAUAGCUGGCAUCCUUUCGGCCCUUGGGUCAAAGACGUCCCUACUGAUCCGGUACGGCGAGGUGCUGAGGAAUUUUGAUUCGAUGAUCAGUUCAAAUUGCACUCAAGAACUGGAACAUGGUGGUGUAGAAGUCUGGAAGCAUUCAAAGGUCAAACAGGUCAAAAAGUUACCUUCUGGAUUGUUGGCAGUAACCGUAACGACCUCCCCUCCCAGUCAGAAACCCACCGUUAACACGAUUGAGGAUGUUGAUUGUCUGUUGUGGGCCAUCGGGAGACGGCCAAACACGGAGGGGCUGCAUCUUGGCAAACUGGGUCUUAAGGUAGACCAUGCAGGCCACAUUGUGGUUGAUGAGUUCCAAAACACCAGCCGGCAGGGGGUCUACGCCGUUGGAGAUGUAUGUGGGAAAGCACUUCUUACCCCAGUGGCAAUAGCGGCUGGCAGGAAAUUGGCACACAGACUUUUUGAAGGCAAAGAAGAUUCCAAACUUGACUACACCAACAUUCCUACUGUGGUCUUCAGCCACCCACCUAUCGGAACAGUGGGACUAACAGAAGCGGAAGCCGUAGCCGCCUACGGAAGAGAGAACGUCAAGGUUUAUACGACUUCCUUCGUCCCAAUGUACCACGCUGUAACGACGAGGAAAACCAAGUGUCUCAUGAAACUGGUCUGUGCCACUCCACAGGAAAAGGUGGUCGGACUUCACAUGCAAGGGUUGGGAUGCGACGAAAUGCUCCAAGGCUUCGCGGUUGCUGUCAAAAUGGGAGCAACCAAGGCCGACUUCGAUCAGACCGUAGCCAUUCACCCAACUUCAGCAGAAGAGCUGGUUACCCUCCAUUAAAAGA